AGUUCCAGGAGCAACAGCCCAGAAGAGGACGCGGUCCCCGCACCGAGGGCUUCUGCACCAUCACCCCUACCAUUAGGCGGCGGGAUGUCUGUGGUCGGUAUUGACCUCGGCUUUCUCAACUGCUACAUCGCAGUAGCGAGGAGCGGCGGCAUCGAAACCAUCGCCAAUGAGUACAGCGACAGGUGUACCCCAGCGUGUAUAUCUUUGGGAUCAAGAACACGAGCCAUUGGAAAUGCAGCUAAGAGCCAGAUAGUCACGAAUGUAAGAAAUACAAUUCACGGUUUCAAAAAACUUCAUGGGCGAUCUUUUGAUGAUCCUAUUGUGCAAACUGAAAGGAUCAGGCUUCCCUAUGAGCUGCAGAAGAUGCCGAAUGGAAGUGCAGGGGUUAAGGUGCGAUACCUAGAAGAAGAAAGACCUUUUGCAAUUGAGCAGGUUACUGGGAUGCUAUUGGCUAAGCUUAAAGAGACUUCAGAAAAUGCUUUGAAGAAACCAGUGGCUGACUGUGUGAUUUCAAUUCCUAGCUUUUUCACUGAUGCUGAGAGAAGAUCUGUGAUGGCUGCAGCCCAGGUUGCAGGUUUAAAUUGUUUGAGGUUAAUGAAUGAAACUACUGCAGUUGCACUAGCAUAUGGAAUUUAUAAACAGGAUCUUCCUCCAUUAGAUGAGAAACCAAGAAAUGUAAUAUUUAUUGAUAUGGGACAUUCUGCCUAUCAGGUCUCGGUUUGUGCUUUUAACAAAGGAAAACUUAAAGUCUUGGCUACUACCUUUGAUCCAUAUUUGGGUGGCAGGAACUUUGAUGAGGUUUUAGUAGACUACUUCUGUGAAGAGUUCAAGACAAAAUAUAAGAUAAAUGUGAAAGAAAACUCUCGGGCCUUAUUGCGUUUAUAUCAGGAAUGUGAAAAACUAAAGAAGCUAAUGAGUGCAAAUGCAUCAGAUCUUCCACUGAACAUUGAGUGUUUCAUGAAUGACCUUGAUGUUUCUAGUAAAAUGAACAGGGCUCAAUUUGAACAAUUAUGUGCUUCCCUCUUAGCCAGAGUUGAACCACCAUUAAAAGCAGUAAUGGAACAAGCUAACUUACAACGUGAAGACAUAAGUAGUAUAGAAAUUGUAGGGGGAGCAACACGAAUUCCUGCUGUGAAAGAGCAAAUCACUAAAUUCUUUCUUAAAGACAUAAGUACCACAUUAAAUGCUGAUGAAGCUGUUGCAAGAGGAUGUGCAUUACAGUGUGCAAUUCUCUCACCAGCAUUUAAAGUGCGUGAAUUUUCCAUAACAGACAUUGUUCCCUAUUCAAUCACAUUAAGAUGGAAGACCUCUUUUGAAGAUGGAACUGGGGAAUGCGAAGUAUUCUGUAAGAACCAUCCUGCCCCAUUCUCAAAAGUCAUUACUUUCCACAAGAAAGAACCAUUUGAACUAGAAGCAUUUUAUACUAAUUUACAUGAAGUGCCUUAUCCAGAUCCAAGAAUUGGGAACUUUACUAUUCAGAAUGUUUUCCCACAAUCUGAUGGUGAUAGUUCCAAAGUUAAGGUUAAAGUUCGUAUUAACAUCCAUGGAAUCUUCAGUGUGGCUAGUGCAUCUGUAAUUGAGAAGCAAAAUAUAGAAGGGGAUCACAGUGAUGUUCCUAUGGAGACAGAAACUUCUUUUAAGAAUGAAAGCAAAGAUGAUGUGGAUAAAAUGCAGGUUGACCAAGAAGAAGGAGGUCAUCAAAAAUGUCAUGCUGAACACACUCCAGAGGAAGAAAUUGACCAAACAGGAACCAAAACAAAGUCUGCUCUCUCAGAGAAACAAGAGCGACUGAACCAGAACAUUAAAAAAGGGAAAGUAAAGAGUAUUGAUCUGCCUAUCCAGAGUAGCCUGUGUAGGCAACUGGGCCAAGAUCUUCUCAACAGCUACAUUGAAAAUGAGGGGAAGAUGAUAAUGCAGGAUAAGUUAGAGAAAGAAAGAAAUGAUGCGAAGAAUGCUGUUGAAGAAUAUGUAUACGAUUUUAGAGACAAGCUUGGCACUAUCUAUGAAAAAUUCAUCACUCAAGAAGACUUGAAUAAACUGUCUGUGAUAUUGGAGGACACAGAAAAUUGGCUUUAUGAAGAAGGAGAGGACCAACCUAAACAAGUAUAUAUGGAUAAGCUUCAAGAAUUAAAGAAGUAUGGCCAGCCUAUUCAAGUAAGGUACAUGGAACAUGAAGAAAGACCAAAAGCUUUAAACGACUUGGGAAAAAAGAUCCAACUUGUCAUGAAAGUGAUAGAAGCAUACAGAAACAAGGAUGAAAGAUACGAUCAUUUGGAUCCUGCUGAAAUUGAAAAGGUUGAAAAAUAUAUCAGUGAAGCCAUGAGUUGGCUGAACAGUAAGAUGAACGCACAGAACAAACUAAGUCUCACUCAAGAUCCUGUGGUGAAAGUUUCAGAAAUAGUUGCAAAGUCAAAGGAACUGGAUAAUUUCUGUAACCCCAUCAUUUAUAAGCCCAAACCGAAAGUAGAGGCUGCUGAAGACAAGGCAAAGGAUAAUAGUGAACACAAUGGACCAAUGGAUGGACAGAGUGGGGCCGAAACUAAACCAGAUUCAACAAAAGACAACUCGCAGCAUGCUAAAUCUUCCGGAGAGAUGGAAGUGGACUAA
This is a messenger RNA of Budorcas taxicolor (takin), 2607 nucleotides long. It is a transcript of the gene HSPA4L, whose product is annotated as heat shock protein family A (Hsp70) member 4 like. Gene Ontology annotation, molecular function: ATP binding; ATP-dependent protein folding chaperone. Gene Ontology annotation, biological process: protein folding. The record is from RefSeq and is a predicted model, not a curated record. The transcript is spliced from 19 exons. Bases 85 to 2607 code for a protein of 840 amino acids. Lineage: Eukaryota; Metazoa; Chordata; Mammalia; Artiodactyla; Bovidae. Gene Ontology annotation, cellular component: nucleus; cytosol.